This is a messenger RNA of Sphaerodactylus townsendi, 2748 nucleotides long. RefSeq names its product fms related receptor tyrosine kinase 3 (gene FLT3). The record is from RefSeq and is a predicted model, not a curated record. Gene Ontology annotation, molecular function: transmembrane receptor protein tyrosine kinase activity; ATP binding. Gene Ontology annotation, biological process: protein phosphorylation; multicellular organism development; B cell differentiation. Gene Ontology annotation, cellular component: signaling receptor complex. The coding region runs from base 1 to 2724 and encodes 907 amino acids. The transcript is spliced from 22 exons. NCBI's taxonomy places the organism in Eukaryota, Metazoa, Chordata, Lepidosauria, Squamata, Sphaerodactylidae.
AUGAAGUCUGAAAGCUCUGAGAAUAUCUAUCAAGCAGAGAAAGUUGUAGAAGUUGGUGUACUUAAAAAAGUCGAAAUAAAAGUAACAAUAAAUACUUCAGAGAGCAUCACUUGCCUUUGGGUUUUUAAGCAGGGUCGGACAGCAUGUAGCUCUUCUCUUGAGUCGGAGAACCGGCAUGUUAUUUCAGUGACAUUUCCAAAGAUCAGAGAGAGACAGGCUGGAGAGCACAUGCUGUUAAUUAGAACUGAAACAUGUAACUACACGGUAACAUUUACAUUUGUUGUAAGAAGCGGUCCAAGAAAGCCCUACUUUAUAAAAAAUGAGGAUUCAAAAACUGUCAGCUGCAUUUCUGAAGGUGUCCCUCAGCCAGUUAUUGAAUGGCGCUUUUGCAGUGCUCUUGAUGAAAGGUGCAGUAAAGGAAAUGAGCACAAAACAUACGAAACACAACUUCACUUAAGGGAAAAUGAGUGGCUGUUUCAUCCACAUGUGUGGUGCUGUGCAACUAAUGAGCUGAACACUGUUUGCACUGAAAUCCACACAAUAGAGUUACAAGCAACAGAAGAAAGCCUUUUACAGGAAUUCUUUCUUAAAGUUGGUGAUCCACUUUUCUUAAGAUGCCGUGCUGUUUCUCCAAACAGUGCUUCGUUUGUAGUCACAUGGGAGUUUGAAAACAAGCCAUUAAACAAGAACCUGACUAUUAAUGGAAUGCACCGUAAGAACGAGUGUCGGAUUAAAACUCAGUAUGCGUUUGCAUCAUCAGUGGGACAGUACAGUCAUGGAAAUUAUACCUGCUCAUCCACAAAACAUGCAAAUGGAACUGCUUUAGUUAAAGUUUUAGAUAAGGGGUUUAUCAAUGUCAUGGAUUCACAGGCGGUAUUCAAGGUUGGCUUGGAGGAAGAUAUUUGCCUUGAAGUCAAACUUAAAGCCUAUCCACCAAUCAGAUGCCUUUGGAUGUUUUCCCAAAAGUCAUUUACUUGUAAUCAAACUUAUACGGAUCUUUACAGCAUCUCUGCAACCCUCUGUGAUCAUAAAUACCAGCCAGGAGAAUAUGUUUUCUAUGCAGAAAAUGAUGAUGAGCGUGUGGAGAGAACAUUAAAACUAUAUGUGAAAAAGAAACCUGAAGUAUCAUCGGUCUCGCUGCCAAAUCAAGUGUCCUGCACUACAGAGAGCUUCCCUGCAGCAUUUUGGGUUUGGAGGAUGUAUUCUGAUCCUGAAGACGAUGAAAACUAUACACAAGUCACAGAUGGAAUUUCAGAUGACAAACGUGAAGGAAAAACCUUUGGUUCUUGGAUCACCAACAGCAUUUUACAUACAACGGAGGCGCAAAAAGGAUUUGUAAUUGAGUGUUGUGCAAACAAUACCAUCGGUUUUUCCUGCAAAAAAACCACCCUGAAAACCAAAGGUAUUGUCUUUGCCAUGCUGAGUCAUAUUGCUUUAUAUGCAACGAUUGGAUUCUUUAUUUCAUUCAUUGCAGUGAUGCUCCUAUUCAUUUCCUUCUGCUACAAAAAGCGAUUUAGAUACAUGAGUCAGAUGCAGAUUAUACAGAUGGUUGGCCCAUCUGAUAAUGAAUACAUCUACGUUGAUUUCAGUGAGAUGGAAUAUGAACUCAAGUGGGAAUUUCCACGAGAAAAUCUGGAAUUUGGGCAAAUUCUUGGUUCUGGUGCCUUUGGGAAAGUGGUGAAUGCUACAGCCUAUGGAAUUAGUGAGGCAGGAGUAUCAGUCCAAGUUGCUGUCAAAAUGCUGAAGGAAAAAUACAGCUCUUCCGAAAAAGAUGCUCUAAUGUCAGAACUCAAAAUGAUGACUCACAUUGGAAGUCAUGAAAACAUUGUGAAUCUACUAGGAGCAUGUACCACGUCAGGGCCAAUUUACUUAAUUUUUGAAUACUGUUGCUACGGAGAUCUUAUGAACUAUUUACGAAGCAAGAGGGAAAGAUUUCACAAGACGUUGACCGAUAUCUUCAAACAGCAUAACUUCAGCUUUUAUCACAAUUUCCUAGACCAUCCGAGAAAUAUAAAUACAUUAAAAAAUGAGUCAUAUGCACUACUGGAGAGAAUGGAUGACUUCGGAAACCUGCAUGUUCAAGACUUGGAUUUGGCCUCUAAACCAUCUGACAUUUCCCUACUUUCUGGAGAGAUGUUUGCAGAAGACAUUAAAUAUGUGAACAGGAGACUGGAGGUUGAAGAGGAUCUCGAUAUAUUGACUUUUGACGACCUACUUUACUUCUCCUAUCAAGUUGCUAAAGGAAUGGAGUUUUUGGAAUCCAAAUCAUGUGUUCACAGAGAUCUCGCCGCCAGGAACAUAUUAGUUACUCAUGGGAAAGUGGCAAAAAUCUGUGACUUCGGACUUGCAAGGGAUAUUGUGAAUGACUCCAAUUAUAUUGUCAGAGGCAAUGCUCGCUUACCUGUCAAAUGGAUGUCACCUGAAAGCUUAUUUGAAGGGAUAUACACAAUUAAGAGUGAUGUUUGGUCUUAUGGAAUCUUACUGUGGGAAAUAUUCUCCCUUGGUGUGAAUCCCUAUCCUGGAAUGCAAGUUGACACGAACUUCUAUAAGCUUAUUAAAAACGGAUUUAAAAUGGAUUGUCCAUUUUAUGCUACAGAAGAAAUAUAUUUCAUACUGUGUGCCUGCUGGGCUUUGGACUCCAGAAAGAGGCCAUCCUUUUCGCAGCUGCUUUCCCUUCUGGCGUGCCAGCUGGCCGUUGCAGAAGCAGCAAAACAGAAGUGUUGAGAUUGUUUUAUACUUGACUGCCUG